UUCGUUUCCUCCAACUUCUACUGCUAAAAAAAUCUUUAUGGAUCCGAAUAAUAUAGUGAACAUAAUCAAAGAACAAACAAAUGAUAUAGAACAAAUACCAGAAUGGGUACAAAAAUUUAUUCCUCAAAAAGUUACUAUAAACAUAAGUUUAGACAAAAAAUCUUGA
Molecule: messenger RNA, 166 nt
Organism: Entrophospora candida
Lineage: Eukaryota; Fungi; Glomeromycota; Glomeromycetes; Entrophosporales; Entrophosporaceae
Source: the annotation of a GenBank genome assembly